CUAUUAUAUACUUAUCUAUAUUUUUUUAUUAAGCAUAUACUUAUAACUUUAACUAAUGUGUGACUUGACAGAUCCUCGAAUCCUUGAAACAUAUACUGUCAUUGUAGAGAAUGGACCUACUAAUUGGCUUAUUCUCGGUUAUAAUGAUACAAGAGAUGUUAUCUCGUUAUAUACAAAAGGCUCAGAAGGUAUAAGUGAAUUUUGUAAUAAUUUAAGUGAUGAAGUUUUGUAUGGCUUUUUUAGAAUAGAAGAUAGGUUUGUUUUAAUCACAUGGGUUCCUGAACAAGUUAGUGGUGUUCGUAGAGCACGAGCACUUGUUCAUAGCAGAUCUGUUGCCUCACUUUUAAAGUUACACGAUGCUCAAUUAACUGUAUCUAACCAAAGUGAUUUAAGUGAAGCUAAUAUUCGUAAUCGACUCAAAUUGGGAGAAAAUCAAGUACUAUCUCGUAGAUCAUCCAUCUCUGCCUCCCAAAAGGAACCUUCUCAUCAGUUAUCAACAAGUCCUAUAAAUCCUAGCUCUCUUUCUCUUCCUCCAGAAGAGAAUCAGAUACAACAUGAUGAAUUUGUAGAAGCAAAUGAAGAUGUAUUCUCUACUCCUCCUACUACCAUUUCUUCUGCUGUUACUGCUGCUGCCGCUGCUGCUGCUGCAGUCGCGAUACCUUCACUAUCAGGAUCUGAAGAAGAUAUAAAUGAAUUAGAAAUACAGAGACAGAAGGAGGAAGAAGAAGAAGAACAAGCUCGACUAUUAAUAUUAAGGAAACAACAAGAAGAGGAGGAAGAGGAAAAGGCACGAAGAAGAAAGAUUGAGGAAGAAGAAAGAGAAGCUGCUGCUGCUGCUGAAGAGGAAGCGAAGAGAAUUGCUGCUGAACAAGAAGCAAAGAGACUAGAAGAGGAAAGAAUUUUGAGAGAAAAAAUGGAAGCGGAGCGUUUAGCUGAAGAGAAGAGACUGUUACAGCAAAGAUUAUUAGAAGCAGAAAAAAAUAAGGAUAUCAUUCUUUCUGGCUUUAUAUCGAUACAACCCAGCACAAGUCCUUUUUGGAGACGUUUUUAUUUUAUUAUUAAGGGUAAAUCAAUGACAUUUUAUAGAGACGAAUUAAGCUCCAAACCCAUUAUUAUUUUGGAUUUGAAUAAUGUUAAAAGAUUAAGUAAGGUUAAUAUUGAUAUUGAAACCUUUGUUCCUAAUGCUUUUGUUUUGGAAACACAACAAAAUGGAUUACAUCAAUUAUAUGCAGAUGAUAAAAAGAGCCUAGAGACUAUUUUAACUGCACUUCAAACAGUUAUAUAAUAACUAAUAGUAGCAUUUUAAUAUUUAUUACAUAAUUAAUUCUAAUAACCUAUAUUGUUUUUUUAAAAAAAAAAA
This is a messenger RNA of Cokeromyces recurvatus, 1360 nucleotides long. RefSeq lists its product as uncharacterized. The record is from RefSeq and is a predicted model, not a curated record. The coding region runs from base 56 to 1285 and encodes 409 amino acids. Gene Ontology annotation, biological process: regulation of actin filament polymerization. The transcript has 7 exons. Gene Ontology annotation, molecular function: actin filament binding. NCBI's taxonomy places the organism in Eukaryota, Fungi, Mucoromycota, Mucoromycetes, Mucorales, Mucoraceae. Gene Ontology annotation, cellular component: cortical actin cytoskeleton; plasma membrane; actin filament.